Arachis ipaensis is the source of this 1542-nucleotide messenger RNA. RefSeq lists its product as uncharacterized. NCBI's taxonomy places the organism in Eukaryota, Viridiplantae, Streptophyta, Magnoliopsida, Fabales, Fabaceae. The record is from RefSeq and is a predicted model, not a curated record.
AUUUUUUAUAAAAGAAGGUGUAUGAAGUUUAAUUAUAAAUUUGGUGGUUGAAAGUGUCUCUUCACUUGGCUAACUUAUCAUGAAAUGAAAAACGUAUGAAUCACAGUUGCUAACACACAAUAUAACGUUGCUCUAUUUUAUUUUCCUCUCUUUUCCAACACAAUAAACACUGUAUUUUUUCUCCUUCUCUAGUAGCUCUUGCUUCAAUUUCUUCAAUUCAUCGGUGACUGUGAUCAAUCAAAAUAGAACUCUUCAUAAUUUUUAUUCACAUAUCAUUCUUCCAUGUUAGAAGAAGACUUUGACAACGAUAUCGAUGAAGGUUAUGUUCAUCAUCAACACUCUCAAACACACAACUUGUCUCGGCUUUCUGUUUGUACCAGCAGUACUACGUACGACGUAGAUGAUGAUGAAGAGGAUGUUAAUGAUGUCAUGGCCAUGUUUGUCUCAGGCUUGUCCAUAGAAAGCUUGGAAGGCGACGCAGACGCCGACGGCGAAUUCUCCGAAGAUCACGGCAAAGAGACCCAUGCAAGGUGUUCCUCUGGCUCUGAAACCGAGUUCGGUAGCUUUUACUCUUUACCAUUUCCUGGGGUGCCAAUUCAUACACCAAUUGCAACCAAGGACUAUGAAAUUAACAAUGAUGAGGAGAAAACAAAGAAGAGGAGGAUGAGGAGAAGAAGAAAGGGUAGUAAGAGCAAGAACAAAGAUAAAGAGGAAGAUGAUGUGGUUCAUGAUCAAAGUGUGAAAGGUAGGAGCAGGUCACUGUGCAUGGACAUGGAGGAAGUGAAGGCUUGUACGGAUCUUGGGUUUGGAUUCCAGAUUCCCACUCGUCUUUCUUUUCCUGGUGAUGAUCCACGAGAAGUUAAGGCUCGGCUAAAAAUGUGGGCACACGCAGUAGCAGUAUCUGCAUCCAAAUACAGCACUUCAUUUUAGUGCAUAUUUUCUACAAUACAGACAUUGAUUAACUGAGUAACCACCAAAUUGGACGGAUCAAAAUCCUCUAAAGUAAAGAGAUUUAUAAAGUAAGAAAGCAACUAUCUAUAAGAAAGCAACUAUCUAAUCACCAUUAAGUUAAGAAAAUGAGACUCACAUACAAUGAAGGUUAUAAAUUUGAUGGUAAUUAAUAUCUUAUUUUAUUCCUUUACCAAUUUCCUCACCGUAAAAAGCGUCUCAUUUAUCAUGAAAAAUCAUUCUUAAGCUAUGGAAAGUUUUGUUAAACAUUAUACAUUCUAGUAAGGUAUGAUCUAUAAUCUUCUCCAACCGGUGAAGGACUUUACAUACUCGGUUAGCUUUCUAUUAUCUUUAAGCUUCCAAUACAUGUAUAUAAAGUUUGUUCUUUCCACUAGGAAUCUCUAUUUGUUCUUGUCCUCUUGAGGUGUUUCUCAAAUUCCCCAUCCCCUUGGAGUGUUGUGUUUUGGUUGUAAGUAGAAGUGUGGAAGGUGGGAAUUUUGGAUGCAUAUUUCAAAGUGAAUUAUUGGUCACUGUAUUCUUCUACUACUGUCUAAUCAAUUUGCUAAAGAUGUAAUUGGUCUUCUUGAUUUGUCA